Messenger RNA from Closterium sp. Naga37s-1, 2055 nucleotides. The record is from the annotation of a GenBank genome assembly. NCBI's taxonomy places the organism in Eukaryota, Viridiplantae, Streptophyta, Zygnematophyceae, Desmidiales, Closteriaceae.
AUGCCCCCACUGCUUCCGCGUCCUCUCCGCCUUUCCCGCAUAGCCACGUGUGUGGGUGGCCGCUCAGAACUUGCCACGUGGUGGCAGAUGUCGCACAUGGUUCUGCUGCCACCUGCCGUCUCAUCCUUCAGACCCCUCAUCCGUCGUUCGUUUUUCUCGCCUCCCGCUGCUGUUCCCUCCGCGCCAAUCCGUCCGCCAUCCCCGCUUCCCCCGUCAACACAGCCCUCGCCCUCCCCCACUUCCCCCCUGCGUAGUGCCUCUUUUCCCGCUGGCGCAAUCAAGCGGGUAGAAGACGUCAGCAUUGGGGGUAGGCGCAACGGCGGCAGCGGCUGCUGCGGAAGGAGGGUGUUGAGAUGCGCUGCUGGCGAGGGUCGGGGGAAAGGCGGGGGAAGAGGCGGGGCGGAGACGGGGUUUGAUGAGUGGAUGCGGAGGGUGGCGGACGGGGGUGGCGGGGACGUGGCACUGGCGCCGCUGGCACGCAGAGAUGGCGGAACGGCAGGGGAACUCGGCAAGAAGGGCGGUGAGGGGCUAGCGCGGGGAGAUGGCGCAAGCGCGGGGAGGGUGGCGCGGGGUGAUAGCGCGAGGGCGAGGCCGGGGGAAGGGGGUGGCGACAGCAACAGUAACGCCAGAAGACGCAGUGAUAGAGGCGGUACUGGGGGAGAUAAUGGGGGAGCAAACGACGAUGUGCGGGGCGGGGAAGGGGCUAUGGGGCAGAGCGAAGGGAUGGCGGAUUGGAUGGGAGCAGAGAGCAGCGGAUUCAGUGAGUCUGGUGGAGCAGGCGGGGAAGGCGAGGGCGGGGAGGAGAGUUGGGGCCGAGAGGGAGGGGGAGAAGGGGGAGAAGGUGGGGAGGGCGUGAGGUGGUUCGAGUGGAGGGAGUGUGUGGACGUAUUGAGGGCGCAGAUGGAGGGCAGGCAGCUGCAGUGGAACGAGAGGCGCAGGCGGUUCGAGGAUGCCUGCACUGGGAGUGAAAUUGAUGGCGCUGCUGCAAGUGGUGGUAGUGGUAGUGGUGGCGGUGGUGGCAACGGCAGUGUGUUCUUCCUGGCGCCGCCGCUGGUCCUCCUACCUCCCACAGCACCGCAAUCACCCCAAGAGUACAUCCGCUACCUCCUCUCUCGCCCCACCCUCUCCGCGCCCCCCGCCUCCCCCCCUCCCCCCUCCGCGUCCCCCCGCGCCCCCUCACUGGCGCUGGGGUCGCACAUGGUGGCGCUGCUGUGCGCUGACUCUGCUGCCCUCGCCAUCUUCCACCAAGGCAGGCUCGCACAACACAAGGUGAGCGCCUGUGCUUCAUGCCCUGGGAAAUCCUCCAUCCGCCUGUGGCUCCCAUGCUCCCUGCAUGCUCCCCAUCACCCUUUACUCGCCCCCCGCUCUUUUCUCUCUCCCCUCUCCCGCCUCUCCACCCCCUUCUCUUGCCCCCCACCCGCCCCCCCCCACCCCUCCCAGGUGAUAACAGCAUACACAGUGCGGGCGAAGCAGGGGCGGUCGCAGCUGGCGCAGCAGAGGGGCAAGGGCGCAGGGCGCAUGAGUGCAGGGGCGGCCAUCCGCGCACGGGAGACCCGCCGCCUCUUCUCUGAGGUUGUGCAGCGGUGUGUGGCAUGGGAGGCGGACAUCAGACAGUGCGAGAGGCUCUACUUCAGUGGAGACGUGCGUGCCUGGAAUGAGGUGCGGUGUGCGUGGAAUGAGGUGUGGUGCGCGUGGAAUGAGGUGUGGUGCACGUGGGAUGAGGUGCGGUGCACGUGGAAUGAGGUGCGGUACACGUGGAAUGAGGUGCGGUGCGGAUGGAAUGAGGUGCGGUGCGGAUGGAAUGAGGUGCGGUGCAGAUGGAAUGAGGUGCGACCAUGUCAUGUUCCCUCGCACCCCACUCCACCCCACGCGCCGCCACACCCUGCCAUCCCCAUCACGCCCCACCACUUCCCUCCCUGCCCCACCGUGCCCCAUCAUGCCGUGCAGGUGUAUGCAUGCCGUGCACCCGCCAUGCCAGUGGAGCGCAAGGACGAGCGGUGGGUGAAGGUGCCCUUCCACGUCGCCCGCCCCCGCCUCUCACAAGUGCUCCAGUGA